Molecule: messenger RNA, 1084 nt
Organism: Telopea speciosissima
Lineage: Eukaryota; Viridiplantae; Streptophyta; Magnoliopsida; Proteales; Proteaceae
Product: galactose mutarotase-like
Exons: 5
Coding region: 51-1070 (339 amino acids)
Biological process (GO): glucose metabolic process; beta-D-galactose catabolic process via UDP-galactose, Leloir pathway
Molecular function (GO): aldose 1-epimerase activity; carbohydrate binding
Source: RefSeq, a predicted model, not a curated record
CUCUCUUCGCCGAGGGGUUGGAGACGCAGAGAUCAGAAAAGAAGCAAGCCAUGGCCGAGCAAGGCAAACCAGAGCUCUUCGAACUCAACAAUGGAACAAUGCGAGUUAAGAUCAGCAAUUAUGGUGCCACCAUCACUAACCUUUUCGUCCCCGACAAACAAGGACGCGUCGACGAUGUUGUUCUUGGAUUCGACACCCUUGAGCCAUACCUCAAAGGUGUCGCUCCUUAUUUUGGCUGCAUUGUUGGUCGGGUAGCAAACAGAAUCAAAGAUGGGAAGUUUACUCUUAACGGGGUGGAAUAUACCUUGCCACUGAAUAGGCCCCCAAACAGUCUCCACGGUGGCAAAAAGGGUUACGAUAAGGUGGUGUGGGAGGUAGUUGAUCGUAAAGAUGGUGAAAACCCUUCAAUUACCUUCAAAUAUGAAAGUCAUGAUGGCGAGGAAGGUUACCCGGGGGACGUCAGUGUAUCUGCAACCUACACACUUACUUCAAGCUCGACAAUGAAGCUUGAAAUGGAAGCCGUGCCCAAGAACAAGGCCACUCCAUUUAACUUAGCUCAGCACACUUACUGGAAUUUGGCAGGUCACAGCUCUGGGAACGUCCUUGAGCAUGUGGUUCAGAUUUGGGCUAAUCAUGUUACCCCUGUUGACGAGAACACGGUCCCCACGGGUGAAAUCUUGCCUGUUAAAGGAACUCCCUUUGAUUUCACAACAGAGAAGAAAAUUUCUGCCUCGAUCCAUGAGGUUCCUGGCUUGGGUUACGAUCACAAUUAUGUGCUCGACUGUGGUGAAGAGAAAUCAGGUUUGAAGCAUGCUGUUAAAGUGAAAGACCCAUCCAGCUCAAGGGUUCUGAACUUAUGGACCAAUGCCCCUGGGAUGCAGUUUUACACUGGGAACUAUGUUAAUGGUAUUGUUGGUAAAGGUGGGGCAACUUAUGGAAAGCACUCAGGACUGUGUUUGGAGACGCAGGGAUUCCCUAAUGCUAUUAACCAACCAAACUUUCCAUCUAUUGUUAUUCAACCAACUGAGAAGUAUAACCACACUAUGUUGUACGAAUUCUCAGUGGAGUAAACAGUCAUCUUCAA